This is a messenger RNA of Punica granatum (pomegranate), 1166 nucleotides long. The record is from RefSeq and is a predicted model, not a curated record. NCBI's taxonomy places the organism in Eukaryota, Viridiplantae, Streptophyta, Magnoliopsida, Myrtales, Lythraceae.
UGACGAUGAGAUGACAGGUAAAGUCAACACACGAGAGAGAGAGAGAGAGAGAGAGAGAGCGGAAGAGAAGGGAAUAGAAGAGAUCGCCAGUUAUUAGAGUUGAGUAUGGAGUCUCCGUUCAAGGAGGACGCGCUGAAGGGGAAAGUGGCCCUGCUGACGGGCGGAGGCUCCGGGAUAGGCUUCGAGAUAGCCCUCCAGCUGGGCAACCACGGGGCCUCUGUCGCCAUCAUGGGCCGCCGCAAGAACGUCCUUGACUCCGCCGUGGCCUCUCUCCAUUACCAUGGCAUCCCCUGUAUUGGACUAGAGGGAGAUGUUCGUAAGAAAGAAGAUGCAGUUAGAGUCGUGGAAUCGACUGCGAAGCAUUUUGGAAGGCUCGACAUCCUCGUGAAUGCUGCAGCCGGCAAUUUCCUUGUGGCUGCAGAGGAUUUAUCCCCCAAUGGCUUCAGAACAGUUAUGGAAAUAGACUCCGUUGGCACUUUCACGAUGUGCCACGAAGCACUCAAAUAUCUGAAGAAAGGGGGACUGGGGAAGGAGCCAUCUUGUGGAGGAACAAUCAUAAACAUAAGCGCGACAUUGCAUUAUACAGCUUCUUGGUACCAAAUCCAUGUAUCGGCUGCAAAGGCCGCAGUUGAUAGCAUUACAAGAAGCUUGGCUCUCGAGUGGGGGACGGACUAUGACAUAACAGUUAAUGGAAUCGCUCCGGGGCCUAUAAAGGACACUGCAGGUCUCAGCAAGCUCAAGCCUGAAGAGAUCUCGAGCACGUUCGAGAAAAUGCCUCUCUACAAGCUAGGGGACAAGUGGGAUAUUGCAAUGGCAGCUAUUUAUCUUGCAUCUGAUUCAGGGAAACACGUCAACGGAAUGACAUUGCUUGUCGAUGGAGGGCAAUGGCUUAGCAGUCCUCGACAUAUGCCAAAUGAGGUGGUAAAGCAACAAGCAAGGGCAGUGGAGAGGCAGUCUAGAAAUUCUGCAGUUGGUAUUCCUAACAGCAAGAUGUAGCCUUGUCUAUUUCAUGAUGACUUUAUAUAAUUCCACGUACGGUUGUUGUUUGUUCAAAAAAAGACGUACUAAUAAUCCGGUUCUGUUGCUGAUUGAGAAACAAAGUUCGAUGAUGAAACAAUCGUGUAGCUAUAUCAUAUUUAUGUUAGUAAUUUUCUUCUUCUCCUGAA